This is a messenger RNA of Triticum turgidum subsp. durum (durum wheat), 1542 nucleotides long. Lineage: Eukaryota; Viridiplantae; Streptophyta; Magnoliopsida; Poales; Poaceae. The record is from the annotation of a GenBank genome assembly.
AUGUCUAUGAAUAGACUCAACGGAAACCUCCCGGCAUCUCUAUUUGCACUUCCUCACCUAAAAAUCUUAGAUCUCUCAAACAAUAUCUUUGAUGGGUAUAUUCCAAUAAGUUCGUCCUCACGACCAAUUUCCCUUGAAGUCUUAGAUCUCAGCUAUAAUCACCUCACUGGAAUUCUCCCGAUUAAAGCCUUUAAGAACAUCAGGAGCUUGAAUUUGGCCAGCAACCUAUUCAGUGGAUCUCUCCUUGUGUCAACACUUGCACUUCCUCAUCUGAAGUUCCUAGAUCUCUCAGACAAUCAUUUUGAGGGAGAUUUUCCUAUUAAUUUUUCUUCACAGCAAGUUCCACUUGAAGUCUUACAUCUCAAUGGUAAUAACAUGAGUGGAGCUCUUCCGACUGAACGAGCAUUUGAAAAUCUCCGGAACCUACGGCAGUUGUAUUUGAGUUACAACCAAUUCAGCGGAAACAUUCCAACAUUAGCAUUUCAAAAUCUCCAGAACCUGCGAGAAUUGUCUUUGAGUUCCAAUCAAUUCAUUGGAAACAUUCCAUCAUUAUUGUUUUCUCUACCACAUAUUGAACUGUUGAAUCUCGCAUCAAACUUCUUCAGCGGACCAAUUCCUAUAAAUAAAUCUUCGAAUCUUUCACCGUCACUUAAGAGUCUUCGAUUGUCCCAAAACAAAUUGAAUGGUAGAUUUUCUUUCAUUUGGCUUGGAGACCUCAUAAAACUAGAAGAGAUAGACCUUUCAGGCAAUGCUAACCUAGUCGUCCAUGUCAAUAUUCCUGGAUGGACACCUCCUUUCCAACUGAAACAGUUAUUGCUCUCUGGCUGUGACGUUGACAAGAGCAUUAUUGCAGAACCACAUUUUUUAGACACACAGCAUUAUUUAGAGGUGCUUGAUUUGUCCAAUAAUAACUUGUCAGUUAGCAUGCCGCAUUGGUUGUUUACAAAGGAAGCAACAUUACAGGAACUAUAUCUUGGAAAUAACUCGCUAACUGGAUUGCUAGACCCAAUAUGGCACACCCAGUCUUUUCUCCAGGUUAUCGACUUACACAUGAACCAUGUCACAGGACAGCUGCCAGCCAACAUCAGUUUAAUGUUUCCAAGGUUGCUGAUUCUGGAUGUUUCUAGUAACAACUUCUUUGGGCACAUACCAACUUCAUUGUGCGAGAUCAACUUCAUGACGCUUUUAGACCUGUCAAACAACAAUUUUUCUGGGGAAUUUCCAGCUUGUGUGUUCACUAAUUAUCCCAUGCUAGUGAGCUUAAAGGUCUCAAACAAUAAGCUUGGUGGUCUGAUUUUUGGCGGAAUGAAUAACCUGUCCAUUACGUCGGAACUGUACCUGGAUGGUAACAAAUUUGAAGGGACGGUGCCUCGUGAUCUGUCAGGAGGGACUUUAAUGGUUAUUGAUUUGCAUGACAACGAGUUAUCUGGCAAACUUGAUAUGUCAUUAUGGAAUAUGUCUUCCUUGAAAGUCCUACAAUCUUGCUGGCAAUCGUAUAACUGGCAAAAUUCAUCCACAAAUUUGCAGCUUUACCAGAUUUGA